Molecule: messenger RNA, 2638 nt
Organism: Parasteatoda tepidariorum (common house spider)
Lineage: Eukaryota; Metazoa; Arthropoda; Arachnida; Araneae; Theridiidae
Source: RefSeq, a predicted model, not a curated record
UCAGCAGACUGGGGAUUGUUCGUCCCGCUGUCAAUGUACCGACGCCGGUUCGGAAUUCCGGCCAUGGACGCUGGAUUCAUUCGGAUCAUCUUGCUACUCUUCUCUUCUCUCAUUGCCGUUUCGCCUAGACCGGAUAAUAUUCGCAUCGUUGGUCUCUUUGAAGGCAAAGACACGGACUCAGAAAAGCAUAUGAGAUAUGCGAUAGACAAACUAAACGGCAACAAGACAAUCUUACCCAGAAUAAGACUAUCAGCUCACAUAGUUAGAAUACAACCAAACGAUAAUUUUCAUGUUGGCAAAAAAGUUUGUGGACAAAUCGACGUCGGUACCUUGGCCAUCGUGGGUCCACAUAUUCCGUCCAAACUUCCUGUGGUCCAAUCCACUUGCAGCGUUAUGAAUGUGCCUCAUCUUAGCACAGCACCAACUACUACUACUGUAACAAAGAAGGGGGUUCAUGGCUCAUACACUCUGCAUCUGCAUCCACCAGACAGUGCCUUAAGUCAAGCCCACAGGGACAUUAUCAUGUCAAGGGGAUGGAAAUCUUUCACCAUCAUAUACGAAGAUGCCAGAUCACUUCCUCGCCUGCAGCAUCUUAUCAUGAUGGCAAAUGAUGGUGAUGUUAAAAUAACAUUAAGGGUGCUGGAAAGAGGCCUCCAUUAUAGAAAUUUGCUCAAAGAAGUCAGUAAAAAAGGCGAAACCAAUGUUGUUCUUGAUGUCCCAACGUCGAAAAUAACAGAAAUUUUAUCAAUGGCUCAGACGUUUGGAAUGAUGACAGAAUAUCACAAUUACUUUAUCACAUCUUUGGAUUUGCAUACAGUUGAUUUACAAGAUUUUCAACAUGGGAGAGCAAACAUUUCUGGGUUUCGCCUGGUUCAGCCCACAAAAACAAAUAGUAUAUAUGUCCCUAGAGAAUGGCUCCUAGGGGAUAUUUACUACGGCCGUAUAAAUAAAAAGUUGCCUCCUGUGAAGGUAGUUUACUUUUUUAUGCUUACACAACUAGCUAUGUUGUAUGACUCCAUUAAGUUGCUAACGGAAGCUAUACAAGAAAUGAAUGAAACUCUAAAAUUUAACAGUCGUUCUUGUUCCAAAGCAGAAUCUUGGCCACAAGGUCGACAGUUGCUCAACUACCUCAAAACAAUGACUUAUGAUGGCAUGACAGGUUUUCUUAAAUUUGACAGAGAAGGAUACCGGACAAAUUUCAGUCUAGAUGUAUUGGAAUUGAAAAGAAAUGGGCUUUCCAAAGUUGGUGUUUGGGACUCCUCAAAAGGUCUGCACUUCACGUGGAACUAUACGGUCGCUUAUUCUGAAGUUAUUCAAUCUCUGAAGAACAGAACUCUCAAAGUAACAACAAUUCUUAAUCCACCAUAUAUGAUGGUUAAGAAACCAGACAAACAAACCAAAGGAAACAAUGAACAAUAUGAGGGAUUUUGUGUGGAUCUUUUAAAAGAAAUGUCAAAUAUUUUAGGAUUUAAGUUUGAGCUUCGCCUAGUACGUGAUGGAUCUUACGGAACAAGAAAUGAUCGAAACGAGUGGAAUGGGAUGGUUCGGGAGCUGAUGGAUAGGGAGGCUGAUCUUGCCAUUGCUGAUUUUACAAUCACAUACGAAAGAGAACAAGUUGUUGAUUUCACAAUGCCCUUUAUGAAUCUAGGGAUAAGUAUAUUGUUCAGGCGUCCAACUCGCAAGGUUCCUAAGCUUUUCUGGUUUCUCCGUCCCUUAAGUCUGGAGGUAUGGAUGUACAUGGCAGCAGCCUACAUGAGCGUGAGCCUGCUCCUCUAUGGUGUUUCAAGGUUUAGUCCAUAUGAGUGGGCGAAACCUCAUCCUUGUCAGGGUAUCACAAUACAUGCUUGCAGAAACUGUUUCUCAAUGCAAAAUAGCCUAUGGUUUGCAGUUGGAUCUUUAAUGAGGCAAAGCUCAGAGCUAACACCGAGGGCAACUUCUACACGUGUAGUUGCUGCUACUUGGUGGUUUUUUACACUGAUAAUGAUAUCAUCUUAUACAGCAAAUCUUGCUGCAUUUCUUACCGUUGAGAGAAUGAAAUCACCCAUAGAAAAUGCGGAUGAUCUUUCAAAGCAAACUAAAAUUCAAUAUGGAUGCGUGCAAUCUGGAUCAACAAAAUCAUUUUUUAAGAACUCUGAAAUUCCUGUAUAUAAGAAAAUGUGGUCAUUUAUGGAGUCUGCCAGACCGUCAGUAUUUACAAAAUCAAACAAAGAAGGAAAACAACGAGUUUUAGCCGGGGAUUAUGCAUUUUUGAUGGAGUCCACGUCUAUUGAGUAUGAAACACAAAGAAAUUGUGAGCUGACUCAAAUUGAUGGAUUGCUUGACACAAAAGGGUACGGAAUUGCAACUCCUCAAGGAUCACCUUAUACAACUCCUUUCUCAAGUGUUAUUUUAAGACUACAAGAGGAUGGUGUCCUGCACGCUUUGAAAGAGAGAUGGUGGAAAGCGGGUGACCCAUGUCCUCCAGAGGAGAAAAAAGUUGGAAAAGUAACAAACGAGCUCAGUCUUGUUAAUGUAGGAGGAAUAUUUUUAGUUCUUUUAGCGGGAACUGGAAGUGCUUGUGUUUUGGUGGUCGUUGAAUUCAUAACAAAAACAAGACACCGUAGACGGAGAAGACGAAGAAGAAAAUGAAAGAUUGAAU